CUGCCGAAAGAAGGCAUGAUAUAUAAAGGAAUGCCUUCUUCUAUUCAUUGCAUUUUCUUUUUUUGUUUUUAUACGUUUCUUAUAACAAGACUCAAGCUAAACGCAACACAAAACAAAUCAGCAAUAGCAACAACAGUUCAUAUCGAGCAAUAACAAAAAAUGUCCCCUUUCAUGUUGACCAAGUCUCCUCUUUUCGCUGCCAUUGGCCGUAACACCAUGACCGCUGCUGCAGUCCAAAGAUCAAUGUACUAUGUUCCCUCCGCCUCAUUACACAUUUCGUCUAUUAUCCAACGCGAAACUAUCAUUGACAAAGCCAAGAGUGCUGUCGAUGCGGUGAACAAAAAAGUGGGUGAAACACUGGCUGAUACACUCGAAACUGCUGAAAAUGUUAAGGAUAAUGUCGCUGAUGUCGCUGGCAAACAAGCAGAAAAACUGAAAGACCAAGCCUCCUCCACCUCUGAGCAAUUGAAAAAUAGUGCAUCCGGUCUUGACAAGAAGGUCGGUGAGAAGAUGAGUGAUGGUAUUGAAGCAGCACAAGACGUGGGUCGUGCUGCUUCUGAAAAGUCAGAGCAAUGGAAGAAGCAAGCACAGGAUGCCGCACAGGGUUUCAAGGACGGUGCUACCCCUAAUGAGCAAACUAUCCGUGACACAAUGAAGGAAGGAUCUAAAAAGGCUGGUGAUAUGUACGAUAAGGCAAAAGAAUCUGUAGGUAUGGGUGCUAAGCAAGCCGGUAACAAAGUUGAUGAACUCAAAGAUGAAGCCAAGUUAAACGCUAAGAAGGCUGCUAAUUACGUGGAUGAGACUAAAGACAAGGCUAAAAAAGAAGUCAAAAACAAGAUGAACUAGGCUUAAACCUCUGUAAAUAGUUUCUUUUCAAAUUCAAACAUCCUCACUGUACUUUUAUAUUUGUACCUGCUUUCAAUUUCCAUGUUACGUUUUACCAAUAAAUCUUAAUUUUGAUUCAUUCAA
Mycotypha africana is the source of this 969-nucleotide messenger RNA. RefSeq lists its product as uncharacterized. The transcript has a single exon. NCBI's taxonomy places the organism in Eukaryota, Fungi, Mucoromycota, Mucoromycetes, Mucorales, Mycotyphaceae. The record is from RefSeq and is a predicted model, not a curated record. The coding region runs from base 160 to 846 and encodes 228 amino acids.